AUGUCAAUUCCAAGUUUUGCUACUUUAUAUUGGGAUGGAGAAAUCAUUAUGAAUGAUGAAGGCUAUGAAUAUUAUGGGGGUUCAUCAACCGUCAUUACUAUUGGUAAACGUAUGGAUUUUGGUACUUUAGGAAUGAAAAUUGUCCGUGGAAUUAAUCUUAAAGGUGGACAUGAAUUUAUAUCGAAAAUCUUGUUCAGACAACCCAUUGAAAAAAAUGGCUCAUUUAAAUGGGAUUGCAUGGGUUUGACAAACGAUGACGAUGUGAAUAUUAUGUUUAAUUACAUUGAUGAAAUUGGAGGUAUGUCAUCGAUUGAAUUAUAUAUUGAAAUUUUUCGACCAUCUGCAAAUGUUGUUGAUGAAGCGGGCCCAUCAAAUAAUUGUUACACUGAAGCACUGAAGUGUACGGAUGAUUUUGAAUCCGCUAGCAAUGAUUAUUGUCCUGAUGAUGAUGAGGAUGAUGCGGAGUCUGAUGAAGAAUGGAUUGAUAGUGAUGACUGGGACAUGAAUGAGGAUGGUGGUCAUCAUAAUGAGUUAGUAGUAGAUUUGCCUUUUUACUAUAAUACUCAUGUUGCAAACCCAAUAAUGCCGCUUGUCCCUCCUCCGCCUUAUAGUGAAAUAGAUUUUUCAUUGCUAACGGUUGAUCCAUGGCACCAUGAGUUUUGUAAUGAGGAGACAAAGAGUAGAACAUAUGCCAUCAGGUGCAAAGACACAACGAGCAAUUGUAAGUGGAGAUUGCGUGCCUCACGAGGGAAAGGAAGUGAUAUAUGGAAAAUUACGCGAUAUAAUGGACCACAUACAUGUGUUAAUCCAUCACUGUCACAAGAUCAUAAGCAAUUGGAUAGCAAAUUUAUAUCUGAUUUCAUUCUCGCCAUUGUACGUGAACAACCCAAUGUGAAGAUAGGAGCGUUACAGUCUGAAAUAAAAGAUAAGAUUGGAUAUAUGCCAAGUUAUCGAAAGACCUGGAAGGCUAGGCACGAUGCAAUUAUUAAGAUCUUUGGUGAUUGGGACGAAUCUUACGGAAGGUUGCGACAAUUUAUGCUUGCUUUGUGCAAACAGAACCCUGAAAGUAUGUUCUUGAUUGAAGAUGAUCAUUUUUUUGUUAAUAAUAGAUUAGAUCCUGCUUAUCGGGUUUUCGAUAGAAUGUUUUGGGCAUAUAAACAAACAAUAGAAGGAUUCAAGAACUGUCGACCGGUUAUAUUCAUAGACUCAACUUUUUUAUAUGGAAAGUACAAAAGAUGUUUAUUUUGUGCAACAACACUUGAUGGUAAUAACCAUAUUUUCCCAAUUGCGUGGGCAAUAGUCGACAGUGAAAAUACAAGGAACUGGGAUUGGUUUAUGUCUUGUUUGAGGGUGUUUGUGACAGAUCGUAAUGGAAUAUGUGUUAUAUCAUAUAGACAUAUUGCCAUAAAAAAGGCAAUGAAUCAAGAUUGGUUGCAGCCUCCUGCUGGGCAUCAUCGAUACUGCUUAAGACAUAUCAUCAGCAAUUACAACACAAAGUUUAAGAAUACUAAUAUGAAAGAAGCUCUCCGAAAGGCAACACAACAAUUGGGAAAAAAAAAUUUUUAUGAGGCCAUGAACACAAUCAAGAAUGAGCAUCCUGAUACAUUUGAAUGGGCUACAAAGAUACCUUUGGAAAAAUGGACACGUUCUCAUGAUGGAGGGAAACGUUAUGGCUCCAUGACAACUAAUACUGUUGAGUCUGUUAAUGGAAUACUCAAAGGGAUCCGUGCUUUACCCAUAACUGCAAUGGUAGAAAAAUAUUUUUCCAAAGGUGUUGAUUAUUUUGACACACGCCGCACGACCCUCCGUGAGCAACUGCAAAUGGGCUUCAAAUUUACACCAGCAUGUCGUCAAAUAUUACUUGACAAUUUAAAUGAAGCAAGCUCAUAUAAUGUCCAAAUCUUUAACCGCGAUUGUGGUGAAUUUGAAGUUUGGAAGGGAAGAUCUGAAACGAAGCAUGUGGUCAAACUUGAUGAAAGGCAAUGCACAUGCAAGAAGUUUGAAGAAAUAUGCAUUCCAUGUUCUCAUGUGAUUGCCGCAUGCCAAGCAAUGUCAAUUAAUUAUGAGCAAUACGUUUCAAAUUAUUACACAUUGGAGCAAACACUUAAGUGCUAUGAGUGGCAGUUUCAUGCUCUUGGACAUCCUAAUGAUUGGCCAACAGAUAAUUAUCCAGUUCUUCUACCUGACCCAACCCAGAAAAGGUCUAAAGGACGACCAAUUUCGUCAAGGAAGAAGAAUGAAAUGGAUUGGAGUGUAAAUCAUUAUAAUAUAAUGGCUCGUAUAAUGCGCACUCCAAAAAGGAUUGUCAAUCAACAACAAAGAGCAAGGGUACAUGGUAUGACUACACAACAAGAAAGAAGAGAUUACAUUGUGCCUGGUCCAAUUGAUAAAGAGCUUCUUCGACUCCAGCCACAACACCGUUCUGAAGGGAUUUGGAAUGGUACAGUUGAGCAUGAAGUGGUUACAUGCAGGAGGCAGGGGCUAAUAUUACAUACUGACAUUGAUGACCGAAUUGUUCCUCAUCUUCGUGAUUCUGGAUUUAUUAGUAUUGCUAGACUAGGGUUUUUGUUGAGCACCUGA
Messenger RNA from Hevea brasiliensis (rubber tree), 2580 nucleotides. RefSeq lists its product as uncharacterized. The record is from RefSeq and is a predicted model, not a curated record. Gene Ontology annotation, molecular function: zinc ion binding. The transcript is spliced from 5 exons. The coding region runs from base 1 to 2580 and encodes 859 amino acids. NCBI's taxonomy places the organism in Eukaryota, Viridiplantae, Streptophyta, Magnoliopsida, Malpighiales, Euphorbiaceae.